Melanotaenia boesemani (Boeseman's rainbowfish) is the source of this 5485-nucleotide messenger RNA. RefSeq names its product inositol polyphosphate phosphatase-like 1b (gene inppl1b). The coding region runs from base 1122 to 4766 and encodes 1214 amino acids. The transcript is spliced from 27 exons. Gene Ontology annotation, molecular function: phosphatase activity; protein binding. Gene Ontology annotation, biological process: phosphatidylinositol dephosphorylation. The record is from RefSeq and is a predicted model, not a curated record. Lineage: Eukaryota; Metazoa; Chordata; Actinopteri; Atheriniformes; Melanotaeniidae.
AGCGAGCCCCUCACAAGAAUUCUCCUGGCUAUGUCCGCCAUCUGGAAUGUCGAGUCACUUCCUCUGUCUGCCCCUGCACUCUUACGGGGUUGUGCUCCACCUCUCUGUUCCCUCCCUCUGCUUUGACAGCACUCUGAAGAACCGCUGGAGACCACGCCAGUGUAAAUGGGACUCUUCUGACAAGGCACACAUGCUGGCUCGCAAGCUUUCAGCUUUUAAGUAGCCUGGAGUAGCCUGCUUUCACCCAGACUUACUCUAAAUGGAAUCUUGGCUUGGAAAAAGCAAAGACAACUGCAGUCAUCAGCUGAACUUAUUGGAGGGUGUUCCUAUUCCCUUAUAUGGCAGCAGAGCUGGGAAAUUAUUUGAAUUAGUCUGGUUUCUGUUGCAUGCCUGUCUGGUUUUAGUGCUGACUGACUUCCAUCUGGUAUGUUUCUGUCUCUGCUGUAUGUGAGUGUGUGUGUGCGUGUGGCUCGAUUUGUUUGUUUUGCCAUUCUUGGUUCUUCUUUUCCUGUUGUUUGCAUGUAGGGCUUUUGUUUUGGGACAAGAGGCGGGCUUGUGUUUGUGGUUAAGCUUAGAACCAGCGUCAUUGCCUCAGGGGUGGCUGCUUCAUUCACUCUGCUGUUUUUCUUCUACCUCCUUCUCCUCUCUCUCUCUCUCUCACACUGCUGUGGUGGUCUGUGUUUGUUAGAUCAACACACCCACCUGGGUGCAGCAGUCCACAAACUGAAACAAACUGGGUUUCUAGACAAGAAUACUAUCAGAAUAUGGUGGACUAGAGCUUCUGCUGAGGAGUGCCUGGAGUUUUUGAGUGGAGUAACCUCAGAUUCAGCUGGAUGAUGUGUCUUUUUUCCCCUCAGUGCUACAGAAUGGGUGAACCAGAAGAAGCCAGCAGAGACCCAGGAAGUGUUUGCUGAUAGAUUUUCACAUUUUGGUCAUGACAAAAAGGAUUAUGGGAAAGUUUUAAACACUCAAGUUAACCACUCAGCACAAACUGAUGCUGAUGACUUGAGUGACAGACCUCCUGCGCAAUGCCCUCUGUGACACAGUAAAUUUGUGCGUUAAUUUAACGCUUUUCACCUCGUGUGGAUUAUUCUUAAGAACAUCUCUCACAGUUAACUGCCAUGGCUACGGCACCAUGGUAUCAUCGUGACAUCAGUCGUGUGCAUGCAGAAGACUUGUUGGCACGGGCAGGGAGGGAUGGCAGCUACCUUAUAAGAGACAGUGAAUCUGUGCCAGGAGCCUUUGCAUUGUGCCUGCUGUUUCAACGUCAUGUUCACACAUAUCGUAUUCUUCCAGAUGCAGAUGGUCUUCUUGCAGUUCAGACGACACAGGGGGUGCAGGUAAACUGUUUCCGGACACUGGAGGACUUGGUUUGGGGGUAUCAGCACCCCCACAAAGGCCUGGUCACUCCUCUUCUCUAUCCUGUUCCCCGUGAUACAGACACAGGGGAUGAGAGCUCAGACGAUGAGAAGCCACCUCCUGUUCCUGCCUCUGUCAGCACAGCAUCUAUUACAGGACCACCAGUAAAACCAGCCCCUCAUGCCAUGUUCCUGGAGAAGCUGAAAAACCUGAAUACAUCCAAUACAGCAGCCGAGGUGAUUGGCCUUCUCGGUGACUACCUCUUCAGUGAGCUGCCUCUUGAUAUUGAAAAUGUGCAUAAAGGAGCAACAACCUUGUACCACCUCAAGUGUACUCUGGGAGCUGCCUGCCAAGGCUUAAACAGUGAGAUUGAUUUGACUCUCUCAAGUCUGGAAACAUUGGCCAAAGUCUUCGACCACCCUAGCUGCUCUUUAACACCCACAAAGCCACAGAGUCCAGAGAUGGAGUUUGACAGCCUGUUGUGCAAGAUCUCAGCCUUGAUCAGCCUCCUUUCUUCAUUGGAGAAGAAGGUUUUAAAAGCAUUACAAGAUGCAGUGACCAAUCACAAUCUGGCAGUGCAGCCGAGCCCAUCCCCUCCUGAACCAAACCCCACCACUGUAACACCUGCAAGGAACAACACCAGACAGCUGCCUGUCCACUCCUUUCAGGUAAAGAUAGUGAGGUAUGGCAGGCAAACUGUUUCUGUGGAUGUGGACACAGGAGUGCUGCUUUUUGACAGGAAGGCUGGCUCGUUUGGUAUUGAGAGGAUCACGCAUGACAGAAUUCUUCAGAUUGUCAAGUUCCAGAGCAGUCCAGCCAAGGUUCGAUUGGUGGUUGACAGUCACCACAACACACCACAGGACAUGACGUUUGAAAGUCCUCGGAAAUGUGACUCCUUCUGCCACCUGCUUCUACUGAUGAAGUCCAGGCACUCUCAGUGGAGUGAGCCGGAUGUGGUCUCUGUGUUUGUUGGCACAUGGAAUAUGGGUGGUUCUCCUCCCCCUCGAAGCCUGCAAUCCUGGGUGACCUGCUGUGGUUUGGGACACACCCCUGAUGAGUCGACAGCUUUGCUCCCUCAUGACAUCUAUGCACUGGGGACUCAGGAAAACCCUCAGGGGGAAAAAGAGUGGACCGAACAUAUCAAAGCAACCCUUCGCAGCUAUACUCAGAUUGAGUUCAAACAGGUGGCAGUGCAAUCCCUCUGGAAUAUGAGGCUUGCUGUGUUUGUAAAGCCGGAGCAUGAGAGUCGCAUCAGCCAUGUGAACACAGCCAGCGUGAAGACUGGACUGGGAAACACAUUGGGAAACAAGGGAGCAGUCGGGGUCUCCCUCCAGUUCAGUGGGACAUCUUUUGGCUUUGUUAACUGCCACCUGACAUCUGGGAGCGAGAAAGUAAUAAGGAGGAAUCAGAACUUUGUGGAUAUCCUCAGACUGCUCUCUCUGGGUGACAAACAGCUUAGUGCCUUUGACAUCAGUAUGCGCUUCACUCAUCUCUUCUGGUGUGGAGAUCUCAACUACAGGCUUGACUUGGACGUACAGGACAUCCUGAAACAUGUAUCCAAAAGAGAAUUUGAGGAGCUCAUGUGUGCAGACCAGCUGACCCGAGAACGACAAAAGAAAAAGGCCUUUCCUAAUUUCAAGGAAGAGAAGAUCACAUUUCCACCCACUUAUCGGUAUGAAAGGGGCUCUCGAGACUGCUACCUUUGGCAAAAAUACAAGACGUCAGGGGUGCGGGUCAAUGUUCCGUCAUGGUGUGACAGGAUUCUGUGGAAGUCCUACCCUGAAACACACAUCAUCUGCACUGCAUAUGGUUGCACAGACGACAUCUUCACAAGUGAUCACUCACCUGUUUUUGCCACUUUCCAAGUGGGAGUGAUGACACCAUGCAGCUCCAAAACAGAUUCAAACCCCAGUGUGGAGAGGGCCUGGAUUGAGCUUGAAGGCAUCGAGGCCAUAGUAAAGACAGCGAGCAAGGCUAAGUUCUUCAUCGAGUUUCACUCAUCGUGCCUUGAAGAGACGCGACGCUCCAGUGAGAAUGACUCACAGAGCUGUGAUGUACCAGGGUUUCUUAAACUAGGCUGGUCCUUCAAACAGCUACCAAAGCUUUUUCCAGUUAUGUCUGACAUGGAGCAUCUUCAGGGCCAACACCUGCUGUUUUCUGUAAAGUCCUGUGAUGGGUUUGAGUCAUACGGUGAAUGUUGUGUAGCGCUGCGCUCGCUGACUGGUGCGUCAGAGCAAUUUGAGACAUUUUUGAGUCACCGAGGUGAGGAGAUGGGCUCCAUACGAGGACGGGUCAGAGUCCAUGUGCCCAAAGAAAGACGGGCAACGCGGCAGAAGAUCUAUGAGUUGUUCUCUUUUGAGAAAAAUGAUAAAGGUGCUGGGAGGGGACAAAUGUCUUCUGCAACAGCACGGAUCCCAGUAACCAGGCCCUCUGGAGUCCCUCUUAAACUUACUCCAAGCAGCUACACCAACCCUGCCUACUUCAUCUUUGAAGGCAUAUCAGUCCCACGCAGAGCGGAGGAGGUUCUUCCCCAGCGAAGAGACCCUCAGGUGAUCUGGUCCGGUAAUGAGGCCUUGCAGCUCCCAAAAGUCUCAGGUCGUCAGGGCUUUGACAAGAGACCCUGUCACAGAUCAGACUUUACAGAAAUAGAAAUUCCAGCCAUUCUGCCUCAGUGCACACCAGCCAGAGACAUCCAUACAUCCCCAACCAACUCUUCCUAUCAGCUUUUCCCAGCCAAAAACCCAUCUCCAAUCCCUCCACCCUCAUGUAAUGCCAUCCCACAGUACCAAGAGCGGACUUCUCAGCCUAGAGAAAAAUACCAAGGAAAAGUAAAUUAUGUUCAAGACUCUGUCCAACCUGAAUGCAAUGUUAGGAACUUGUACAUGAAUCACUCAGCAGUCAUCAGGGAUAAAGUCAGAAGGGAUCAUAUCCAGCCUCUUCCAGCAGGAGCCAAUGCUAUCCAAGCAGCCAAGUCAUCAGCUCUUCCCUACAAUCCCACUCACUUGGCACACCAUCAGGGCUCUGUUCCCUGGCUUGUUGAAAAGCAGUCACCUGGACCCACAGGAGACAACUCCCUCACUGCUUUGCAGAUUGCCAAGUCCCUCAGUGAAGUUGACUUCUUCCCUUUAGUGCAGAGAGGUCCAUCGAUACUCGGCCCUUCAAUGCAUGGAGACAGAAACUACAGCUGGGAAAAAGAGGUGUCCGUCCUCAAAUGUGCACCAGAGACUGUGCGGGAGCUUCUUAGUACUCUGGGUCUUCAAAAAUACACUCUGGGACUUAGCCUUAAUGGCUGGGAUGAUCUGGACUAUUUCAGUGGCAUCACUGAAGAGGAUCUGUGUGCUGCAGGAGUAGCAAACCCUUCACACCGACGCAGGAUCCUGGAGAACCUACCCAGGAAUUGGAACUGACAUUAAAAUGAAGACUUUCAGAUGAAAUCUUAUCAUUUGCUAAAUUAGAACUGGAAAAACUCAGAACUGAACGCAGUCUGAUCUAACUGUCAGUCACGUUUCCUGGACUUUGCCACAGCCCUGCAGUCAUUUCAUGCACUUGAUCAAUACUGCAAGAGUAAUUUGUUGCAAAACUUUGCAGGAAGUACUUGUUGCACAUUAUGGUUUGCUCAUUUUCCAUCCUCAGAGCUGCUAAAGGAAGCUGUUGAUAUGAAUGGAAAACCUUGACAUUUGUUUCUAGUUACUGACACAUAACAAAUAUUUAUUUUUAGGUCACAUUGAUUUUUGUCUCCAUUGAAACAUAAAUUGCUCUCAAAAAUAACCCUCCAAUUUCUAAUGCUCACUAAGGCUGAUGUUUACAUUCCACCCACUUCUAUGUUGCUUACCUUGCAUACUGCUAUUAUUGAGCCAGAGCUUGAACUUGUAAAAGCCUGAUAAUAAACCUAUUGGACAUAAAAUCCACAAUAUUUACUGGAAGAUUGUCUGGAAAGCUGUUUUAAAAAGAUAUGCUCUAUGCUGUUUGUUUACUGUCUCAUACUCUUACAUCAUGUCAAAUAAUCAGUAGCUUUAUACACUAUGCAACAAUUAUAAAGAGCAUAAAGCAGCACUUGACUGUUACUUGGCAAUCACAAGUGUCAUUUUAUGCUUAGUGGCAACAAAUAUACCUGUCCUUACACUGC